AGUGCGACAGGCCUGUGUACAGUAGAGUACAGUGCAGUCCUGCAGACAGACGCUGGAGAUGGGUGAGUCGCCGCUGCGGGCCGUGGUAUCACAGUGUUUGAAUAAUAAUGUCUGGACUUGAGUGACGCAGUUAAAGGCCAUCAGCACACACCUCCUGCAGAGACACGGUGUUUGCAAGAGUGCGUCUUUUCACCGACUGGCGUUGUUUGUUUUAAAGCUAGCGGGCUAAUGUUAGCGAGCGGAGCCAGGCCCAGCGAAGAGUCGCGUCCAAGAGUUUUAACAGUGCAGUGUUUUUGUCAGCGACGCCAGAUAAACCGCUAACGAGACAAAUGUAACUGGUAACGCUUCCUAGCCAACAAAAACAACCAAACCCUCGUUAAUAACACAGCCCGUUAGAAAUUUGGGCUGUUUUUAGUCGCACAGUAAACGUUAACAUAGCCAGUAAACGUUAGCUAAGUGCAUAAAAAUCAUGACUUCCAGGAGGACAGGCUAUGCUGGUAGCAUGGAUUCCUCCCCGUCAAGUAGCGGCAGCGGCUCGGUCCACACUGGAAAUCGUAAACAAAGUAUAAUCAACAUUCCCGACAGGACCGGGGCAGAGUCCUGUUAUGAUCGGAAAACAGACAAGUCUGGGUACGGAGCUUCGCAGGGCAACAUGACCGUAACGUCGCUGAAAUCGCGCCUGGCUCCGACCAUUCAGACUGCCAUGUCCGCCGCAGUGGACACUCUGCUGGGCGAAGUGGUGCUUGUGCUCAACGAGACGCAACAAGAGCUGCUGCACAAGGAGCAGGAGAACGAGAGGCUCAAAGUGCGUCUUGAGGUGUCAGAGAGGGAGCUGAAGACUUUACAGGAGUGUCUGUGCAGCGCUCAGAAGCUCAUUGAUCAGCUGCAGAUCUCGUAUUCGGGCCCUCAGACGAUUAGUCAGUCAGUUUUCGCCCCAUCGCUGUCUUCCAUGGCCUCACUGACCUCAGGCUUGGAUCGGGACCACCAGAACCAACGAAAUGUGAACGGAGCCGGUGUAGACUUGGGUCUCGGCGGAUCUGUGGAUGAGUCGCUUCACGGGUUUGAGCCGAGAGAUGACUACAAAAUGUGCCAACUUUCAAUCCAACCAGAUGGCUCUGUGACUAAUCACACUCUGGAUUCCUUUACAUCCAGCACAUCUCACAUGUGCUCCGAUUCCAGCAGGCCAGAUGACAGGCAGAGUCAGGGACCAGGUGGAGCGUCUAGGUUUGAGAUUAAAGAAGAGCAGGGACUGGGUUCAGGCUCUGCUCAGUCCGGCAGGAAGGAGUCUGGGUUGCGUAAUGACGGCAGAGUCGGGGAUGGAGAGCGGUCGUCUCACAACGUGGGUGACCUCAGUUACGUUCAAGUCGGAGAGGGAGGUUCUCAGCGCUCCUUUACUCACCCCCUGCGGCACCAGAGGCCUGUGCGAGAGUGCAGCGGUGCCUUGCAGCAGGGCGGGCUUGAUGGACAGAAAGGGUUGGCUAGGACUUCUGGAACAGGGAGAGGAGACAGCGUCUCACCGGGCAGAGCGGAGGACUCGGCGGGACCCUCGGCCCCUGACACGGCAGGUGAGCCCUCUGAUCGGCCUCACCACUGCCUAGAGUGCGGAAAGACCUUCCGCUUGAUCUCCAGCCUGAAGAAGCACAUCCGCAUCCACACGGGAGAGAAGCCCUACCCGUGCGGGGUCUGCGGCCGCCGCUUCCGCGAGUCGGGGGCUCUCAAAACCCACCUGCGCAUACACACAGGUGAGAAGCCGUACUCUUGCUCUGAGUGCGGGAACUGUUUCCGCCACUUGGACGGUUUGCGCAAGCACAGGCGCACGCACACCGGAGAGAAACCGUACGUGUGUGCCAUCUGUGGGAAGCGCCUGAGCCGCCUGCAGCACCUCAAACACCACCAGCUCAUCCACACCGGAGAGAGGCCGUGCUGCUGCCCCUUCUGCAACCGCAGCUUCAAGGAGCCCGCGGCGCUGCGGAAACACAUCCGCACGCACCGGGAGGAAGGUGGUCACAUGGGAAUCGGCGCCAGUGAUGACACAGACCCAGACGCCAUGGAUGACAUAAACAACCUCCAUCCAGCAGCUCCGUCCCCACAGAUGAGGUUUGGGGAGUGGGGAGCAGAGGAAGACGACAGCUCAGUUGUGGACUGUGUGUAGGUGGAGUAACUGUCGACUGGUCAUCUUACCAUAAAACAUGGGAUAAGGUGUUCCUGUAGUUUAACAUGAUGGAAAAGGUCAUCUCUGUUCCAUGUGGUAGAGUGAAGAAUCAGGCUACAUAUAACCCUAGCCUUUGAGUUGUGUUCAUAUGUGACAUUUUCAUGUUUUCAUGUCAGCAAGUAUUUUUUUCCUAUCAUUCAUCAAGCAGCAGCAGCAGUAGCAGUAGCACACAGGUUGUUCUUGGCACAGGGAGUUGCUGAUUUGCUUCGGCUUCCCAGCAAGAAUUUUAGAGAUUGAUGGGAGAAGUGGAUAAGAUCUGUUUCUCCACUUUAAAAAUGUAAAAAUGCCUUGAACAUUCACUCAACCAUCAACUGAGUCACUGCUGCUGCUGUUUAAGAUCGCCCCCACCUGGAUAUUAGUCAGGACAAACUGUUACCAUUCGAGUCGUGGGUCUCUAAAAGCUUUUGGCAACACACCGAGCUGCAAAAAUACAGUAAACAGAAAUAGAUACACAGCGCUGGUUCAUGCUUCAUGUGUAGGACAACAUGUACGUUGUGUAGCUGUGCAUUUCUGACUAAACCAAAUAUCACAAUAUUAUCGUUCAUUUCUUUGAUAAAGUGUUUGUGUUUGGGUCUCUGUGCCAUUAGUGCUUUCAGAUAGUCUUUAUCAAUCUACAACAGAAGCUGACCAACAACAUCAAGGGGGACAUUCCCAUUUCACUCAGCUGGAACAGCAAAUUAAAGUUUGUCUGAAAAUUCGAUCUUUUCCACAUGGAUCCUUUAAGAUAAGGAAAAUCAAACAUUUAAACUCUGUCAAUAUCGAUGCAUGAUACCAUGGCUUCUGUUAUAAAAUAGACAUCAUAUUGAUAUGUCUCCCAGCUCUACCUCAGGACUCAUCCUCCUUUUUUGGUUUACUCAUCAUCAUCUGAUUUCUUUGACUGAUAAUUAAGAUGAUGUGCUGAAAAAGUCAGAUUGUAGGUGGAUGCAGUCACAUUUUAAUGCUUAUAUAAGACCAAAAGCACAUUUUUGAAUAUUACUGUGAUGCCACAGAUGUCACCAUUAUUCUCAAGUAAUGAUUAAUAACUGUAAAAAUACCAAAUUAAAACAAACAAAAAUGAUUCCCAGUUUAUAUAACUGGUUAGACUUUGACUGAAUUUACACUGUCAUCAUGGGUGUGUGGCUUGAUGAGGCAUGAACCAGUUUUCCUCUUCCUCUGCUCCGUCUUAUCUCCUCUUCUGACUGCAGAGCCCUCAUCAGUUACACAACUGUAAUGUUUUGUCAAGCUGAAGUUAUCUUUCUCAAGACUAUCAAAGUUUGAAGAUAACAGUGUGAGUUUUAUUUUUCUCACCAAAACACACAGGGUUGUUUGAAGACAGAAAGGACAUAAACAUGCACCCAGAGCUUAAACACUGUUUCUCUUACAGACCAUAUCUUAACAUUCCGUUUUUGUUUUUUUUUUUUGUUUUUUUGUUGUUUUUUUGUUUUGUUUUUGGUUUUUUUACUUUCAAGCUGCUACUUUAUGUCUAGAAAGCCUUUUACUUGUCUGGACUUAUAUUAUUGUUACCAGCCAGUUACUAGCAAUUACUAGCGGACAGACUUUGGUGCUUGCAUGUGCAUAUUUGUUCCCCUCCGCUAGCAAUGAUGCCUCCCUGGUGUUUCUGUAAAUAAGGAUGUAGUUUUAGCCAUUUUACCUGGUUUAAUAAGGGUUAACAUUUGUGGAAAAGUUAAUGUGCAACAAUGACUUCUUUUUUUUUUGGUUCUUCUUCUUUUUGUUUUUUUUUUUUUAAGAAACGUAACGUGCUUUGUAACCAUCAGUAUGCUAACAUACAAUGUAAAUAUAUAAACUCUUAUUAAAUCUCUCCCUGAUGUUCUUCCUGAUGACACGACUGAUGUGUCAGGUUUAACAGCAGAGCAUUAAUCUUCUCAGCCCUCUGAGCUAUACUCUAGGUCUCUGGUGUCAUUUACCAUGUAUACUACUAUAAUGAUCUCUAUGUACAUUUACAAGUGUAACCCAUUUUACAAGGCACUCAAAAUGUAAAAUAUAUGUCACUGUAUACCCAGAAUACAAUUUGCCAAGGUAGUCUUUGCCCCAGAUAAUCAUAUUUAUUGUUUUUUGUAUUACAUACAGGAGGGCGGGGGGGCUUUGCAUGUAGAUUUAAACUGAGAUGGCAUUCUUCUUUAACAGGUCAGUGUUAAAUGUGAAAUGAAUUACUUUUUUAAGUUUCUGUGUUCAAAAUAUAUUCCCUCACAUCACAUUCAUCCUGUUAUCUACUGUAAAUGUUACUAUAUUAAAGGGCCUUGUUUGUA
Lates calcarifer (barramundi perch) is the source of this 4458-nucleotide messenger RNA. Its product is annotated as zinc finger protein 16-like. Gene Ontology annotation, biological process: regulation of transcription by RNA polymerase II. Bases 470 to 2152 code for a protein of 560 amino acids. Gene Ontology annotation, molecular function: DNA-binding transcription factor activity; RNA polymerase II cis-regulatory region sequence-specific DNA binding. Lineage: Eukaryota; Metazoa; Chordata; Actinopteri; Centropomidae. The transcript has 2 exons. The record is from RefSeq and is a predicted model, not a curated record.